This is a messenger RNA of Blepharisma stoltei, 2556 nucleotides long. The record is from the annotation of a GenBank genome assembly. NCBI's taxonomy places the organism in Eukaryota, Ciliophora, Heterotrichea, Heterotrichida, Blepharismidae.
AUGUUUGAAAAUAAGGCAAAACACAGGCAAGGCCAAAUAUUAAAAAAUCUCCGGGCUGUAUCUCUCCACAACAAAUUUCACGAAUAUUCCCACUUUUUGGCAGAAAGACACUCAAUGAAUGAUAUUUCAGCUGAUAGUGAAGUAAUUCAGAUAUGUGCUAAUAAUCUCCCAAUAAAAUCCAGAGCUAAAUCCAAGGGAGUUUUACACAAGUAUUCAAUUCGAUUUAACAUAAAAUACCAAGCAAAAAAGCUGUCUCUCUUAGAGAAUAUCAAUGAAUCUGUGCAAAGCCGUUGCUUAUCUAAUAUUGACUUUCCUAAUUCAAGAGGAUCAAACUCUCUUUCCAUGGAUUCAAAAUGCAUGACUCCAUCUAAAAUAUCGUCAAAACCAAUGGCAUGCUUAAUUCUACCUGAAAUUUCUGGCAAGCGUGCUAAUAUUUAUCAUUUUAAAAAUAAUCACUCUGAAGGAGGUGAUCCUGAAAAGCCUAUAACACCCGUAAUGCAGAGUAGGUUAAUAGAAAACAGAAAAAGAGCUAUAUCAAAGCCUCCAGAAAAUAAAGAAUUAGACUCCUCAGGUGAGUUUACCGAUAUUGAAUCCACAUUAGUAGAAAAAUCAGCGAAAAAUAAAACUUUAUUGCUCCGAUCCAUUUAUGACAAAAGACCAGCCACUAUUUUUUUUGAUUACCCAAAAUGCUGCUGUGCAAAAGAAAAAUCAAAAGGGAGAGUAUUUUAUAUGAGUGAUAAGAAGCUUGCCAAGCAGUAUUUAACUUUUAGAAUCAGCGAAAGCUUUUUAUAUGACUGUAUUAUAAAUACACUGACGUCUGCUGGAUUUUCUGAGACUGAAGAUGAGGAUUUUAAUAUAAAUAUUGGCGCAUCUAUUGAUACUGAUUUUAUGAGGGAUCUGGCACCUUUUCAGAAAAAUAAUCAUUUUCCAGGGAGCUCUCAUUUGGGGAGAAAAGAUAUGAUGUGGAAACAUUUUUGCAGGAUGCAGAAAAGAUUUGAGGAAGCUUAUUGUUUUUGUCCUGAAACGUAUAUUCUUCCUGAUGACUGUAGAAAAUUGAAUAAGGAUAGAGAGGAAAACCCGAAGGACCUUUGGAUUUUAAAACCUGCGAAUUCUGCUUGUGGAAAAGGGAUAAAAAUAUUGACGAAAGAUACAGAAAUAAAGAAAAAGCAAGGAGUUAUUAUAUCGAAGUAUAUAAAAGAGCCACAUUUGAUUAAUGGGUUUAAGUAUGAUUUAAGAGUUUAUGUAUGUGUAACUUGCUUUGAUCCUCUUACUUUCCCUCUCCGUGAGUGAACAAAAAAAAUUUUGCUAGGUUAUGGUAGGGGUUAAUUGUUUUGUUAAAAAUUUUUGGAAAUUUAAAAAAUCCAAAUUCUUAAGCAAGAAAAUUUGUUUUUUAAAAUGUAAACUGUUUAAAUCCAAUAGAAUUAACUCGAGAUUACAUUAUAAUAAUUAUCACUUAUAUAUUAAUUUUUUUCAAAAAAUUUUUGUUCACCACAAAGGGUGGUUUUGGUCAAAAAAUCGGAAUUUUAUCAAUGGUUUUGUUCGCUCACAGAGGGUGAGUUAAUACCCUCUUAGAUUGAACAUCAUUUUAUAGCAAUAAUAAUUAAGUAUUGUUAAUUAAACUUUUAUUUUCUAUAUUUUUAUUUAAAUUUUUAAAGAUAAUUGAGAUUAAAUUCAAAAUAUUGCUACAAUUCAAUUUUUUACCAGCUGUUUUAUAAAAAAUAAUUAAUUGUAAGAGUUAGAAUAUAUUUAUACGAAGAAGGCUUGGUCAGAUUUGCAACAGUCCCUUAUUCCACCAAAAGAAAAAGCUUGAAAAAUAAAUGCUCUCAGCUUACAAACUACAGCAUCAACAAAGAUUCCCCCACAUUCAUCAACAACGUUGAUCCUUCAAAAGACGGAUACGGAAGUAAGUGAUCAUUUAAAGCAUUAAGAGAAUACUAUGAGUCUCGCGGAAUCCCCUCAGGUCGGAUUUUUCAACAAAUUAAAGACAUAAUCAUCAAAACUUUUAUAUCAGUCGAAUCACAUGUCGUCGGCAAGCUUAACAGAUCAUGCAGCAGACGUGAUGCCUGCUUUGAAAUUUACGGUUUUGAUAUUUUGCUUGACUCGAGCUACAAAGCCUGACUUCUCGAAGUCAAUAUUUACCCUUCUUUAUCCUGCAGUUCUCCACUUGAUACGAAAAUAAAAUAUAUGCUUAUCUGCGACACUUACAAUUUAAUUGGAAUUACUCCAUUUAAAAGGCCGCUUGAGCCUCCUCCACCUAUAGUCGAAAUCCGAGCCAAAAAAUCCUUAGAAGUCUCGUCACUCGACAAAUGCAACAAUCUGGCUGAGUAUCCUCUAACCCUUGAAGAUGCCCUCAUUAUUGUUGAAGGCGAAGAAGAGCUCUACAGGCGAGGCAAAUACGAAAGAAUUUUCCCAUUAAAAGAAAACGUGGACUAUUAUUUAGAAUUUUACGACAUCCCAAGAUACAACACACUAUUAACCAGCAGAUAUUUGAAAUAUGGCGCAUUAAAAGACAUUAAAAAAUUCUUCAGAAAGGCAAAAAACCCUAUAAACGUAUAA